Thlaspi arvense is the source of this 585-nucleotide messenger RNA. Lineage: Eukaryota; Viridiplantae; Streptophyta; Magnoliopsida; Brassicales; Brassicaceae. The record is from the annotation of a GenBank genome assembly.
AUGAGACCACCACGUGGCGGCGGAGGCUUCAGAGGAAGGGGAGGAAGAGAUAACGGCGGACGCGGAGGAGGUGGCCGUUCUUUUGGUGGCGGCGGUCGUGGAGGUGGCCGCUUUGGUGGUCGUGACGAAGGACCUCCCAGCGAAGUCGUUGAAGUUGCGACCUUUCUCCGUGCUUGUGAGGGUGAAGCUGUGACCAAGCUCACGCAUGAGAAAAUCCCCCAUUUUAAUGCCGCUAUCUACCUGCAAAACAAGACGCAGAUUGGGAGAGUAGAUGAGAUCUUUGGUCCGAUUAAUGAAUCUCUGUUUUCUAUCAAAAUGAUGGACGGUAUCGUAGCUACCUCGUAUAAUGAAGGCGAUAAGUUCUACAUCGACCCUUACAAGCUUUUACCUCUGGCAAGAUUCCUUCCUCAACCAAAGGGACAAUCCGCGGGAGGCCGUGGUCGUGGGGAAGGAAGAGGCAGAGGCCCUCCGGGUCGUGGCAGAGGAGGCCCUCCCGGUCGUGGCAGAGGAGGCCCUCCGGGUCGUGGCAGAGGUCCUCCGAGGGGUCGUGGAGGAUUUUCCAGAGGCCGAGGGAGAGGAUACUAA